Messenger RNA from Anarrhichthys ocellatus (wolf-eel), 2004 nucleotides. It is a transcript of the gene nop58, whose product is annotated as NOP58 ribonucleoprotein homolog (yeast). The transcript has 15 exons. Gene Ontology annotation, molecular function: snoRNA binding. Gene Ontology annotation, cellular component: small-subunit processome; box C/D methylation guide snoRNP complex. Bases 89 to 1681 code for a protein of 530 amino acids. Lineage: Eukaryota; Metazoa; Chordata; Actinopteri; Perciformes; Anarhichadidae. The record is from RefSeq and is a predicted model, not a curated record.
CAGAGUGGGAGCAGCAUCGUGGCGACUCGGAAGGCUCUCAACUUGGAGAGCGCACAUUUUCUGCAAAAGUAACUGAGCUGCUGCCAAAAUGCUCGUGUUAUUUGAAACCGCCGCUGGAUAUGCAAUAUUCAAGGUCCUCGAUGAAUCCAAGCUGCAGCAGGUGGACAGCCUGUAUAAGGAGUUUGAAACUCCUGAAAAGGCGAACCAAAUUGUGAAGCUGAAGCACUUUGAGAAGUUUCAGGACACCACAGAGGCCUUAGCAGCUGCCACUGCCCUUACCGAGGGAAAAAUUGGCAAGAGUUUGAAGAAAGUGCUAAAGAAGGUUGUGGCCAAGGAUGCUCACGAGCAGCUGGCCAUCAGCGACGCUAAACUCGGCGGGGUCAUUAAAGAAAAGCUGGACCUGAGCUGUGUCCACAACGCUGCCGUGUUCGAGCUGAUGAGGUGCAUCAGGAGUCAGAUGGAGAGCCUCAUCACCGGCCUCCCGCCCAAGGAGAUCAGCGCCAUGUCUCUGGGGUUAGCUCACAGUUUAUCCCGCUACAAGCUGAAGUUCAGUCCAGACAAAGUGGACACCAUGAUUGUGCAGGCCAUCUCUCUUUUGGACGACCUGGAUAAGGAGCUCAACAACUACAUCAUGCGCUGCAGAGAGUGGUACGGCUGGCACUUUCCCGAGCUGGGAAAGGUAGUCACUGACAACUUGGUCUACUGCAAAGCUGUCCGCAAAAUAGGCGACCGCACCAACGUGGCCGGCUCCGAUCUGUCCGACAUCCUCCCCGAGGAAAUCGAGGCCGAGGUCAAACUGGCGGCCGAGAUCUCGAUGGGAACGGAAGUGUCGGAGCAGGACAUCGGCAACAUACGGCACCUGUGCGAUCAGGUGAUUGACAUCUCAGAGUACCGCACUCAGCUGUACGACUACCUGAAGAACCGAAUGAUGGCCAUCGCCCCCAACCUGACCGUGAUGGUGGGAGAGCUGGUCGGAGCCCGUCUCAUCUCGCAUGCAGGUUCCCUUCUGAAUCUGGCCAAGCAUCCAGCCUCCACGGUGCAGAUCCUCGGAGCAGAGAAGGCUCUGUUCAGAGCCCUGAAGACUCGCAAGGACACACCCAAGUAUGGUCUCAUCUACCAUGCCUCCCUAGUGGGCCAGACCAGUGCCAAGAAUAAGGGCAAGAUCUCCAGAAUGCUGGCAGCUAAAGCAUCCCUGGCUAUUCGCUAUGACGCCCUGGGAGAGGACACGAAUGCCGAAAUGGGAGUGGAGAACCGGGCCAAGCUGGAGGUCAGGCUGCGCCAGCUGGAGGAGAAAGGAAUCCGAAGAAUCAGCGGAACGGGCAAAGCAAUGGCACAGGCAGACAAAUACCAGCACAAGAGCGAGGUGAGAAUGUACGAUCCGUCCGGCGAUUCUACUAUUCCCUCCACUUCAAAGAAGAGGAAGUUCGAGGAGGUAGAGGAGGCUGAAGAGCCCGAAACACCGGUGGCCAAAUCCAAAAAGGCCAAAAAGCAACCAGUAAAAGAAGAAGAAGAGGAAGAAGCAGCAGAGGAGACUCCCAAGAAAAAGAAGAAGAAAAAGAAGGACAAGAAAGAGGAGGAACCAGAGGAAGCCGAAGUGGAAGAGGUACCAGUUACAGAGUCAUCAAAAAAGAAGAAGAAGAAAAAGAAGAUCAAAGAGGAGGAGGAAGAAGAUGAUGACUGAAAUCGUGGUGUAUAUAUUUUCUGUUUUAGUUUUUAUGUCAAUUUAGUUUUGUGUCAUACAUUUAUAUCAAAUAAGGGCAACGCUGUAUUGGGUGCCCGUUUCUGGACGUCAAGUAACAAAGUGCACAUUAAAGAAAAUCAACAAUUUUAUGACUGUGGAAGGUGUGCUUUACAACCAUGGUGGAUCUCCAGUUAUUAAAUGAGUGAAAAUGUAAAUAUUUUAGUUCACAAAGUUCUGUCCUGGUUUGAACGUUUUUUUUUUUCGGUUGAUUUUUAACUGUAAACGACUCAUCAGACAUGUAUUAAACUCAGCAAGAUUCCCCA